Molecule: messenger RNA, 3113 nt
Organism: Jaculus jaculus (lesser Egyptian jerboa)
Lineage: Eukaryota; Metazoa; Chordata; Mammalia; Rodentia; Dipodidae
Gene: Wdpcp
Product: WD repeat containing planar cell polarity effector
Exons: 19
Coding region: 53-2611 (852 amino acids)
Biological process (GO): cilium organization; nervous system development; establishment of protein localization
Cellular component (GO): axonemal basal plate
Molecular function (GO): protein binding
Source: RefSeq, a predicted model, not a curated record
CCAAGGAGACCGGAGACUCCCAAACGACGAUGAUCACCCGCGCAAGCCUUCUAUGCAUGGUCUGACGCUGCACACAAAACAGAUCUUCCGCUGCACACAGCUGGUUCGACCCGGAAGCAAAAACCUUAAAAAAAAAAAAAACAACCCACAUUUUACACUUCUUCUGAGGGGCGGGAGGACUUGCAGCGUCGGGAAGAGCGGACAGCUUCGCGGGUUGCUAAGCGAUGAGGCGGUAGACUCCGGAGAGGCGGCGAGCUCGCGCUGCGCUCCGCCCGGGACGGAGGGCGCGUGGGGAGGCUGCGCCUGCAUCUGCCCCGCUCGGGAAGCCGGCCUGCGGGAGGAGUUUGAGGUGUUGCUCGCCUGCAGCAAGUCUAUUCCUUAUCCCACCAGAAGAGGGGGCUCUACACCACCGCGCUGCUCCAUUCGCACAGCGUGCAGAAUUCUUUGCCCUAAAGGACAGGGAUCACUCUGCCUUCAGAUGUCUUUCUGUUUGACUGAACUACACCUGUGGUCUUUGAAGAAUACCUUACACAUUCAGGAUAGAGACAUCGGUGUCUACCAGUAUUAUGACAAGAAAGAUCCACCAGCAACAGAACAUGGUGUCUUAGAGGAAAAGCAAAGGCUGGCAGAAUCCCGAGAUUAUCCUUGGACGCUCAAAAAUAGACGCCCAGAAAAACUUCGAGACUCACUCAAAGAGUUGGAGGAGCUGAUGCAAAACAGUCAGUGUGUGCUGAGCAAAUGGAGGAACAAAUAUGUCUGUCAGCUUCUCUUUGGUUCAGGUGUGCUGGUGUGGCUAAGCCUUUCUGGGCCACAGCUGGAGAAAGUGGUGAUUGACAGAAGCCUGGUGGGGAAGCUCAUCUCAGACACCAUCAGCGAUGCUCUUCUCACAGACAGUUUCAUCAUCUUAACAUUUUUGGCACAAAAUAAACUAUGCUUUAUUCAGUUUACCAAGAAAAUGGAUUCUCCUGACAUAAAUAAAAGAUUGGAAAAACUCUCGGCUUUGGAUUAUAAGGUUUCCUAUUAUGACAUCUCUGGGCCAGCAAAUAAGACAACAGAGCGUCAUCUGGCUAUUAAUUGUGCACAGGAUAUAGUUGUCUGCUGGUGGCCACUGGUCAGUGAUGAGGCUUGGCCUUGGACUCCAAUUUCUUCUGAGAAAGACAGAGCCAACCUGCUGCUCCUAGGUUGUGCUCAAGGAAGACUAGAGGUUCUGAGCUCCGUUCGCACAGAGGGGAACCCCCUAGAUGUCCGCUUUGGUGCGGGACAUCCGCGUCGGAUACUCACCGUGGAGCGCUCCAGCGGGGCGGACGCGGAGCCCGUGGCCGACAGCUGUGUCUACGAGUAUGUGCGGAACAAAAUCCAUUGUCUGUCAGUCACCAGGAUCCCCCUGCGAGCGAAGGCCAUCAGCUGCGGCCAGGACCCCAGUGAAGACAAGCUGGUUCUGGGCUGCGAAGAUUCUUCCAUCGUUCUCUAUGACACUCAUCGCCGGGUGACUCUCUUGGCCCAGGCUGAACUUUUGCCUUCAUUAAUAAGCUGCCACCCAAGUGGUGCCAUUCUGCUGGUUGGCAGCAACCAAGGAGAGCUGCAAGUUUUCGAUAUGGCUCUGUCUCCUAUUAGCAUCCAGCUCUUGGCUGAAGACUGCCUGCCCAGCGAGGCUCUGCACUUGAACGGAUUCUUCCACGUCCCCAGCAGCCUCGUUCACAUGCAGUGGGUAGCUCCUCCCUCCGCCCCUCAGAAGCUGGACAGGGGGGACAUUUAUGACCGGCUCUUCCUCAGGUUCCACAGAGGACCUCUGGGUGUGCUUUCGUUUAAACUUGGUAUCCUCACUCAAGGACAGCUGGGCCUGGUAGAUAUCAUCUUCCAGUACAUUCACUAUGAUGAGAUCUGUGAGGCAAUCAACAUCCUGAACAGCAUGAACUGGGACUCUCAGGGCCCACAGUGCCUUGUCAGCAUGAGCGCCAUUGUGAACCAUCUUCUUCGACAAAGGCUUACUCCAGAGAGAGAAGCGCAGCUCGAGGCAAGCCUUGGGACCUUCUAUGCUCCAACGAGACCGCUUCUGGAUGCGACCAUUUUGGAAUAUCGAGACCCAGUCAGCAAAUAUGCGAGAAGAUUCUUCCACCACUUGCUCAGGUACCAGAGAUUUGAAAAGGCAUUUCUUCUAGCUGUUGACAUUGGUGCUCGUGACUUGUUUAUGGAUAUUCAUUACCUCGCUCUGGAUAAAGGUGAACUGGCAUUAGCGGAAGUUGCAAGGAAAAGAGCUUGUGACAUUGAUGCAGAAUCAAUAUCUUCUGGAGUUGAUCUCCUGGAGCCACUGGACAGAAGGGAUAUGUUAAAUGAAGCUUUUGCUGGCCUAUCUUUAGCACCUGAGAACACAUUUGCAAGUAAUCUUCCUUCUGUUGGUCCAAAGCAGAGACAUAUUAUUCAGCAAAAAAUGCCAAAUGGCUCUUCUAACAGAGAGAUGAUUGACAGAAGGACUGAACAUGAAAAUAACAUCUGUACUGGAUCUUUGCUGAUUAGUUCCUAUAAUGCAGAAGGCGAACUGAAAGAAGAUUGCAGAGCACAGGAUGUUGGAGAUGGUGGUUCUCUUAAAAUGGUUCAUUUUGGUUUGGUAUAAAUUAUAACAAAGUAACCUCUACAUGGCCUGAUUCCAUUAUAGUUUCCCUGUAUGUAUUUUACUAAAAGAUGACAUAUGCAACAUACAACAGUGAAAUGAUCCUAAAUAAAGGUCAUUAGCCUAUUUAUUUGAAUAAUUACCAAAAAAAAAAGCUUUAUACUUUGUUUUCUCUACUAUUUUUAAUUUUUCCUCUAGUCUUAUUUACAUUAAUAAAUUAUACUACAAAAAUAAAAUAUUAGGCAAAACUUUUAACCCAGACCUACAGUAUGUAGAAAUUUCUCCAUGGGUCUUUGAGAUCUUUGUUAUUAACAAGUGACUUCCCCUCAGGGCACAGAUGCUAUUGCUAUGGGACUUAAUGCUUCCUAGGAGAGAUGUGAGCUUCUCUAUUGAAACAACUCAAGAGUACACUAGUGUCAUGAAUAAUUGCAAAAACAAAGUGCUAAUGAAAAAAGUUCUGAUGCUCUGGCUACUAUAUCUGCAAUAAAUCAUCCUCUGUCUCUAA